Molecule: messenger RNA, 852 nt
Organism: Moesziomyces antarcticus
Lineage: Eukaryota; Fungi; Basidiomycota; Ustilaginomycetes; Ustilaginales; Ustilaginaceae
Product: TIM-barrel enzyme family protein
Exons: 5
Coding region: 1-852 (283 amino acids)
Molecular function (GO): catalytic activity
Source: RefSeq, a predicted model, not a curated record
AUGACCUACGCCGGCCAGCCCAAGGACGGCCGGGAAGCCGCACAGAGGCUGCGUGAUACUCUCAAAAGCGGUAAGCCCAUCAUCGGAUCGGGAGCCGGUAUCGGAUUGACGGCCAAAUUUGUGGAGAAGGGCGGUGCCGACUUGAUCAUCCUCUACAACUCGGGGCGCUACCGAAUGGCGGGUCGAGGCUCGUUGGCGGGUCUGAUGCCCUACGGCGAUGCAAAUGCGAUCGUGGUCGAGAUGGCGGCUGAAGUGCUGCCCGUCAUCGAGCACACGCCCGUCCUCGCUGGCGUGUGUGCUUCGGAUCCAUUCCGAUCGAUUCCCAAGUUCUUGCGUCAGCUCAAGGAGAUCGGCUUCGUGGGCGUUCAGAACUUCCCCACGGUCGGUCUCAUCGACGGCAACUUCCGACAGAAUCUCGAAGAGACGGGCAUGAGAUACGACAAGGAGGUCGAGCUCAUGCGCGAGGCCAAACAGCUCGGCCUGCUCACCACACCGUACGUUUUCAACACGCACGAGGCUGAGCAGAUGGCUACCGUCGGCGUCGACGUCUGCGUUGCCCACAUGGGCCUCACCACCAGCGGCAGCAUUGGUGCCAAAACAGCAAUGACCCUCGACAACGCCGUCAAGCUCACAGCCGAAAUCACGGCCAAAGUGCAUUCCAUCUCUCCCGACACCAUGGUCCUCGUGCAUGGCGGGCCCGUUGCCAGCGCCCAAGACGCUCAAUACGUACUCGACCGCGUGCCUGGCCUCGCCGGCUUCUACGGUGCCUCCAGCAUGGAGCGUCUCCCCGUCGAGACCGCCUUGGAAGAGAGCAUGCAGGGCUUCAAGAAUCUCAAAGUCGCCUCCAAGUGA